AUGCCUCCCGGCGACGUUCCUUUACCGGACAGCCUUGUGCCGGGCAACGGGGCUGUACGUCCCACAUUGAAUACUAGUGGCUAUGGGGGAGGCUAUCAAACACAGACUCCUACAUCGCCAGCAGAUAACAAUGUUCCAUUUGACUCACCGCGUACGAUUUCUGGAGGUAGGAACGGGUCAGCGAAUAGCCCCGUCGAUGGGCCUCAGAACCCCGAUGGCCGUACGGGUCGAAGAUAUGAAUCAACUAACUCAGGCUCACGGGAUCCGUCGACGCCGCGCGAUCGAGCUGGCUAUUGGGAGAUGUCUACACCACAUGACAGGUCUCGCCCAAAUGGUCGACCCCACACGAAAUCGCCAGGUAGUUCGUCAAGGAUUUGCAAAAAAUGUGGUGAACCGCUUACAGGCCAAUUUGACUGCGGUCAAAUCGUGGCAUCUAAGUUCUUUCCGGUUGAUGCAGAGGAUGGGAGUGGCCAAUACCCGCUGUGCGAAACAGACUAUUUCCGACGACUCGAUCUGUUAUGUCACGAAUGCGGUGGCGCCCUCCGUGGCUCAUAUAUUACGGCUUUGGAGCGCAAGUACCACAUUGAGCAUUUCACCUGCUCUGUUUGCCCCACAGUGUUCGGUGCGCAGGACUCCUAUUAUGAGCACGAAGGCAAGGUUUACUGUCACUUCCAUUACUCGACACAAUUUGCCCAACGGUGCCAUGGUUGUCACACAGCGAUUUUGAAACAGUUCGUAGAGAUUUUCCGCAAUGGUCAAAAUCAACAUUGGCAUCCCGAAUGUUAUAUGAUCCACAAAUUUUGGAACGUCCGUCUAGCACCAACUGGCCAACCGUUGGAACCCCUCGAUGUCGAUCUGGAUGCUACCGAUGAGGAGCGCAACAGGGUACGAAUGGAAGAGGACGUAAUGGAGGAGAAGGUAUAUAAGAUAUGGAGCAUCUUGUCGAGUUUUGAAGAAUCGUCAGCGGCCUGCAUCUCGGACAUGCUUCUUCAUGUGAGCAACGGUACCUACGUUGACGGCGUUCUCGUUGCCAAAAGAUUUAUUGGUCAUGUUGAGGUGCUUUUUUCCGCUAUUGAUCAACUUGCCGCAUUUAUCAAGGUACAAGGCAUGAAAGACAUCGCUUAUGGCCGCGAAGCAAAGCUCUUGUGUAAAAAGAUUGUUGCUUUCUUUGCGCUUCUGUCGAAAACCCAGGAGACUGGCGUUCGCAAGCUAGGAGUCACUCAGGAGCUCCUGUCGUUGGUGACUGGCCUUGCUCACUACCUCAAACUCCUCAUUCGUAUCGGGUUACAAGGGGCUCUGAAACUGGAGAGAGAGCAGGGCCACCCUGAAGGCUUGCACAAUUUCCUAGAUCAUCUUGGAGAUUUAGAGACGCUUAGGCCCCUCGAAGAAGAGGAGACUCCUGCAGAUCUGAUGGUUGGUGUGGAAGUUCUUGCAGACCAACUCUCCGAUUGUUGCGCUGCAUGCAAGGAACCGAUUGAUGAUGAAUGUGUCAAGUUGGGCGACAACCGGUGGCAUGUUAAGCAACCACACUUGACAUGUUCAGCAUGCCAGAAGGAUUUGACCGUGACUCUCCAGGAUGCCUUGUGGAGCCCUAAAGAUAAGCGACCCUUCUGUAAUAGCUGCGUUGCUCAAAUGGGACUUGCACAUCAGACUCAAGGCGGAUUUGUUCGUGUGACCAAGCUUCAGCAGUUCGUCUUUUUGCUGCGAGUUGCUCUUGCAAGACUUCUCACUGUCUUGCAAGCUGGAGGCACUUUGCCGUCAACGUCAGAUGGCACUUCCCUGUCGCAAGAUGAUAACUCACGAACUCCAGCUGGGGGCAUGGUUCGUAGAGCAACCACGAGGUCAAAAUCAUACACGCAUGGAAAUAAAGAAGGCUCCGAGGAAUCAUCCCUUGAGCAAACCAUGGGUGAGAUGAGGCGCCUGCGUUCCAUUCGAAAUGAACGGACCUUGUCAACAACCUACAAGAAGGCUCGAGCGUCGCGGAUCAUCGACGGACCUGAAGGGCGGAGCGUGAGGCCUGGUUCUUCUGGUGGCGAGGGCACUGAUCCUCGUGGUCAGGGUUUCCAGAUUGUAGAGGAAAAAGACGCCAAUGGCGAAACGGUCACUGAGUUAACUUUCGGCAACCAGGAUGCUCUGACCUUGGAUGAUAUCCCAAGGAUCGUUGCGGCUGAGCAAGCCAAAGAACAGCGACCAAAUGCAUACAAGCAUGCUCGCACUAAACUUGUUGGUACUACAGAGCCGCUUCCUAGAUAUAAUCAAGGCCACCAACGUGGGCUUUCUGACGGUGGGCUGGAACCUCAUCUGAUCGAACAGGGCGGAAGAACCAAGAAGUACUUUUCCGAACUUUCUGCCUUGGAGUAUUUCAUCGUUCGCCAUGUCGCCGUCUUAUCCAUGGAACCCUUACUGGAUGGCUAUUUCACAUUGGACGAACUUCUUUCGUUGAUAGAAUCUCGCAAACCGACCAUCUGGAACAUUUUUGGCCGCGCCUUUGCUAAAGACAGUAAGAAAGUUGGAAAGAAAAAGGGCAUGUUUGGUGUCAGCCUCGACUAUCUCGUCGAAAAAGAGGGCACGGAGUCUAGCCACGGUGUCGGGCCCGGUGCUCUUCGUAUUCCUACUUUAGUGGAUGAUGCAGUGUCCGCAAUGCGGCAGAUGGACAUGUCUGUUGAAGGUGUCUUCCGCAAGAAUGGCAAUAUUCGGCGGCUUAGAGACAUCUCGGAGAUGAUCGACAAUAAGUACGAGCAAGUGGACUUGACAAAGGAGAACCCAGUUCAAAUUGCAGCUCUUUUGAAGAAGUUCCUUCGUGAGAUGCCAGACCCCCUUUUGACUUUCAAACUCCACCGUCUAUUCGUCGUAUCGCAAAAGCUCCAAGAUCCGGAGAAACAGAAGCGGGUGCUUCAUCUGACAUGUUGCUUGCUUCCCAAGGCCCAUAGGGAUACGAUGGAGGUCCUAUUUGCUUUCCUUAACUGGACAUCCUCAUUCUCGCAUGUUGAUGAAGAAUCGGGUAGCAAAAUGGACAUACAUAACCUUGCAACUGUUAUGACCCCCAAUAUUCUGUAUCCCAACACGAAGAAUAGCGCUGUGGAUGAGAGCUUUUUGGCGAUUGAAGCCAUUAAUGCGCUUAUUACGUACAACGAUACGAUGUGCGAGAUCCCAGAGGAUCUACAAUCGGUCCUUACCGACACCAAUUUUUUCAGAGAUAAUUCCGAGGUCACAACGAAAGAGAUCCUGAAAAGAUACGGGGACAUUGCAAGAGGAAGCUUUUCACAGAAAUCCAGGAACGGCGGCGAAACAGUCACGAUUACCAAUUCCAACCGAGGGGCGAACAUGCCUACCUCUGCACGCAUCGAGACAGAUCCAGCUCAAGAUGCAGCAUGGCAGCAGGCACAGAGCUCCGUACGCCACGUUCAAGUUUCCGGACAGCACUCUCAUCCAACCGGUGCCACCACCUAUACUGGGAUGGAAUUAGGCUCUACUCCGCCGGGUGACCACCAUGAACGCAGUCCCAGCAAUGGUAGUCAACAAAUUCCGGUGCAGCCAGAGGGACAACCUCAGCAGCUACCUUACAGAGCUCGACCGGGCGCAGGACCCAUGGGAGUUACCAGCUGA
This is a messenger RNA of Aspergillus tanneri, 3606 nucleotides long. RefSeq names its product GTPase-activating protein LRG1. The record is from RefSeq and is a predicted model, not a curated record. Gene Ontology annotation, biological process: signal transduction; actin cytoskeleton organization. Bases 1 to 3606 code for a protein of 1201 amino acids. NCBI's taxonomy places the organism in Eukaryota, Fungi, Ascomycota, Eurotiomycetes, Eurotiales, Aspergillaceae. The transcript is spliced from 6 exons. Gene Ontology annotation, cellular component: cytoplasm.